Molecule: messenger RNA, 1611 nt
Organism: Xyrauchen texanus (razorback sucker)
Lineage: Eukaryota; Metazoa; Chordata; Actinopteri; Cypriniformes; Catostomidae
Product: solute carrier family 25 member 35
Exons: 5
Coding region: 170-1066 (298 amino acids)
Source: RefSeq, a predicted model, not a curated record
GUCCGUGUCUAACACUUGCUUUACAUGAAACUUAAAAAUGGGACUCAGUCAGUUAUUUUAACAUUUUGAUUUAUUCGUUUUGUCCAUCGCUUGAGAAUACCAUCCAAAGUCAGCCCAAAAUCCCCCCGGUAACGUGCCCAUCAUCAUUUGUACCCCGGGCGAUUUAAUCAUGGAUUUCGUUCUCGGCGGCGUGGCUGCGUGCGGCGCUUGCAUAUUCACUAACCCGUUGGAGGUUGUGAAAACUCGGAUGCAAUUGCAAGGAGAGCUGAAGAGCCGAGGGACCUAUCAAAUUUAUUAUAGGAAUGUAUUUCACGCCUUUUACACGAUAGGUAAAAUAGAUGGACUGACUGGUCUACAGAAAGGUUUGGUACCCGGGCUGGUGUAUCAGUUGUGCAUGAAUGGGGUCCGGCUGGGCUCUUACGCCAUCAUCGAGUCCUUGGGAUACAUUCACACGGACGGAAGGGUAUCCGCUGCGAAGAGCACUCUGGCCGGGGCCGUUGCCGGUGUCGUGGGUGCUGUCAUGGGAAGCCCGAUUUACCUGGUAAAGACACAUUUACAGAGUCAAUCCACUUCCUCAAUUGCAGUGGGACACCAGUAUAAGCAUCGGGGAAUGAUACAUGCACUUUUGGCCAUCCACAGACAGCAUGGCAUUCUGGGUUUGUGGAGAGGGGCAAGUGCAGCAGUCCCAAGAGUCAGCGUGGGGUCAGCUGCUCAACUCUCCACUUUCUCUGCCUCUAAAGAGCUGAUCACUGACACACAGGUAUUCUCUGAGGGCAGUUGGUUAAUAGCUCUGAGUGCUGGUAUGAUCAGCAGUGUAGUGGUUGUAUUAGCUAUGACACCGUUUGAUGUGGUCAGCACACGCCUUUACAACCAGCCUGUAGACCAUCUUGGCAAGGGUGUAUUGUACAGAGGUUUUGCGGAUUGUUUCUCUAAGACACUGAAGAAGGAAGGUAUGACUGGUCUAUAUAAAGGUCUCGGAGCCUCAUACUUCCGGCUCGGUCCUCAUACCAUCCUUUCCCUGCUCUUCUGGAACGAGCUGCGCACUUUAUACCACAACUACAGCUAGCGUCUCACGACAGCCUGAUGUGGGCAUGCCAGUCAGCAAAGCAUUAUCUCUAUCAGCAUGAUCUGCUGGUUAAAGUCAUAUUAAGAUUGUUAUUUAAGGUUAGAGCCUUAUCCAAUAGUUUAGAUAUUAAUGUUUUAUAUUUUAUUAAGCUCUAGACAAAGUUUUUUAAAAGGUGGAAUACCUUAUCUGAUCAGCUAGAACUUGAAUGACACCCAAAAGAUCUAAGUUUUACAGACAGCCUUAAGAAGAGACUGAUAAGUAAUACUGUAAGAACUUGGUUUAGACAUUUACUGAAGGACAUGCAAGUGCUUACAAGGCAGGAAAAGAAUAAGGUAAACGUUUUAAGUAGGUGCACCUAUAAAUUAUUAUUAUUAUUUUGGCUGAUACUGAUUUUAACAAACAUUUUACCUUAUUUUCAUGUUUAUCACUGCCGAUGGUUUUAAUUUGGCCAAUAACUCGUUAAAAGAUUAGUUCACCCAAAAAUUGUCAUUCUCUCAUGAUUUUCUCACCUUUAAGCCAUCCCAGAUGUUUGUCUUUCCUUCUUC